Molecule: messenger RNA, 687 nt
Organism: Dermacentor silvarum
Lineage: Eukaryota; Metazoa; Arthropoda; Arachnida; Ixodida; Ixodidae
Exons: 2
Coding region: 1-687 (228 amino acids)
Biological process (GO): L-threonine catabolic process; glycine biosynthetic process
Cellular component (GO): cytosol
Molecular function (GO): L-allo-threonine aldolase activity
Source: RefSeq, a predicted model, not a curated record
AUGGUAAUCAUGCAAAAAGUAAAAAUCAUAGAUUUAAGGAGUGACACUAUAACUUUACAAACCCCAGAAGUUAUACAAGCAAUGCAUACAGCCGUUGUAGGAGAUUUUGCUUAUGGUGACGAUAAAAGUUGCAACGAUUUAACUGAAUAUUGCAAACGCUUAUUUAAAGUAGAAGAUGCAUUAUUUGUUACGAGCGGUAUGCUCGCAAAUAGACUAGCUAUUGUCAGUCAAACAAAUCCUGGGGAUGAGAUAAUUACUCAUUAUAAUUAUCAUAUCAAUUUUUUUCAUAGUGCUGGUAAUGCAAAAGUAAGCAAUAUUGUAUUUAAUUGUAUAAAUAAUACUAGUGGGAUUUUGGAAAACAAGGAUAUAGAACAUGCUAUUAAUUCUAAGCCAAGGUAUAAAAUUUUUGCUCAAGUAAAACUAGUGACCAUAGAAAAUAGCAUUAAUGGUUUUAAUGGCAAAAUUUAUCCAUUUGAAAAACAAGUGAAGUUAUAUAAAUAUCUAAAAUCUCAUAACAUACAUCUUCAUUUAGAUGGGGCUAGGUUAUUUAAUAGCCACGUUGAAGCAAAUAUUGCUCUAGCAGAUUAUGCAAAAUAUACAGAUACAUUAAGUGUUUGUUUUUCUAAAGGAUUAGGAGCUCCAUUUGGAUCAAUGCUAUUAGGAAAAAAAAAAUACCUCCUUCAGUAG